This is a messenger RNA of Andrographis paniculata, 2018 nucleotides long. Its product is annotated as cryptochrome DASH, chloroplastic/mitochondrial. Gene Ontology annotation, biological process: photoreactive repair. The coding region runs from base 19 to 1692 and encodes 557 amino acids. Gene Ontology annotation, molecular function: DNA binding; DNA photolyase activity; FAD binding. The transcript has 13 exons. NCBI's taxonomy places the organism in Eukaryota, Viridiplantae, Streptophyta, Magnoliopsida, Lamiales, Acanthaceae. The record is from RefSeq and is a predicted model, not a curated record.
GUAAGAAAAUCAAAAGCCAUGCUAAUAAAUUUCACGUCGGCUUCUCGUCCCGUAGUAAAUCCUCUCUUCUCCGCAGCCCGUCUCGAAUCUUCUAUCUGCUUCAAAAUGCAAUUCUCCAACGCCGCCAGAGCGUCGCAGACAGUGCAGCACGUGCCGAGCUUGUCGGCGCCGGAAAUGGAGCGUGUCUGGCAGCAGACAGCCGCGCGAUACUCUCUCGGGCAAUCCCCUCACCGCCGCGGCAAAGGAUCCUCCAUCGUCUGGUUCAGAAACGACCUUAGGGUUUUCGACAACGAGGUUUUGUUCAAGGCGUGGGUUUCCUCCGAGGCUGUCCUUCCCGUCUACUGCAUCGAUCCGAGAAUGUUCGGAACCACUCAUUAUUUCGGCUUCCCCAAAACCGGUGGUCUAAGAGCACAAUUUGUGAUGGAAUGUUUAGCGGAUUUAAAAUUAGGGCUAACGAAGAAAGGUCUGAAUCUUCUAAUUCGUCAAGGGAAUCCCGAGGAUGUUCUUCCAGCUCUCGCAAAAGAGUUCGGAGCCCACACUGUUUACGCGCAGAAAGAAACCUGCAGCGAGGAGGUCAAAGUCGAGAGAUUAGUUUCUAGAAACUUGCAGAAGCUUCCUAACGAUGGCGGAAAAUUGAAAUUGGAGUUGAUUUGGGGAUGUAGUCUUUACCAUAUCGAUGAUCUUCCAUUCAGCUGUCAAUCCUUACCCGAUGUCUACACUCAGUUCCGGAAGUCUGUCGAGUCGAAGGCUGCAAUAAGGAGUUGCAUCAAGCUCCCAGAAUCGCUCGGCCCUGCUCCAAAUGUUCGAGACUGGGGAAACAUUCCGGAGGUUUCCGCGCUGGGGCUUUCACCGCAGAAGGUCGAAAAAGGAAUGGCAUUCGUCGGGGGCGAAACCGGAGCUCUAAGUCGCGUGCACGAGUAUUUCUGGAAAAAGGAUCUCUUGAGGAAAUACAAAUUAACCCGGAACGGAAUGUUGGGACCCGAUUAUUCGACCAAGUUUUCGCCUUGGCUCGCGUCGGGAAGCCUUUCGCCGCGCUUUAUUUACGAAGAGAUUAAGAGAUACGAAAAACAGAGAGAAGCGAACGACUCUACUUAUUGGGUGUUGUUCGAACUUAUUUGGCGAGACUACUUUCGAUUCUUGUCGAUCAAGGAAGGGAACUCGAUUUUUCAUCCCGGUGGUCCGCGAAAGGUACGCGCAAAUUGGAGCCAAGACGAGGCGCUUUUCGACGCGUGGCGAAAUGGGGAGACGGGGUAUCCUCUUAUCGACGCGAAUAUGAAAGAGUUGUCGACUACCGGAUUCAUGUCCAAUCGCGGACGACAGUCGAUUUUUCGACAGAUUGUGUGUUCGUUCCUCGUCCGGGACAUGGGCAUCGACUGGCGGAUGGGCGCUGAAUGGUUCGAGACGAGUCUUUUGGACUACGAUCCGUGUUCGAAUUACGGGAAUUGGACAUACGGCGCAGGUGUAGGGAACGACUCUAGAGAGGACCGUUACUUUAGUAUUCCGAAACAAGCUCAAAACUACGAUCCGGACGGCGAUUUUGUGGCUUUCUGGUUGCCUCGGCUAAGACCGCUGCCUAAAGAGAAGCGACACCGUCCCGGAAUGUCGUAUUUGAAGCCGAUCGUAGCUCUUAAGUUUGCGAAUACGGCGCCGCAAAUGAAUGCCGGAAAAAAGAAUGGGAAAAGUGUGCCAUAGCUGAACUUGGAUCAUUCAUCUUUAGGGACGAUGGAAAUAACUUGUUAUGUAAAGAGUAAAAGUAUGUCGAUUUAAUCGAGUGUUGCCCCAAAAUUCAGUUCAGUUAGGGUGCUAGCCCAUUCAACAUAUAAAAAUAUUAUAGACAGGAAAUAAAUAUAGAAUAGACAUUACAGGCCGUAUAGAGUAUUCGUGUCUACUGUCAAUUUUAUUAUAUAUAUAUAUAUAUAUAUAUAUUGUGUUAGUAGACUAUGUAGUGAAAUAAAUUGAAGUAUAUGUUGUAUGAACUACUAUAAUUAUUUGUUAGUUUAUAUGUUGCAUUUAUAUUA